Cicer arietinum (chickpea) is the source of this 1389-nucleotide messenger RNA. Its product is annotated as thiohydroximate-O-sulfate sulfur/sulfate-lyase (nitrile-forming) NSP5. Gene Ontology annotation, biological process: nitrile biosynthetic process. The record is from RefSeq and is a predicted model, not a curated record. Gene Ontology annotation, cellular component: nucleus; cytosol. Gene Ontology annotation, molecular function: enzyme regulator activity; protein binding. Lineage: Eukaryota; Viridiplantae; Streptophyta; Magnoliopsida; Fabales; Fabaceae.
ACGUAAAAGUGUUUUACUGGUGAAAUAAACAAAGCAAUUACGUUUAUAUAUAUUAGGGGAAAACGCAAACAACAACACACAUUGAACGAGAGCGAUACCAAUCUCGCUUUCCAGUAAUGGCGGUACUUCACAGCAAUUGGGUCAAGCUUGAUCAAAGAGGAACCUCACAAGGAGCAAGAAGUUCACAUGCUAUUGCCGUAGUAGGACAUAAGGUUUAUGCAUUUGGGGGUGAGUUUGUGCCACGUGUCCCUGUCGAUAACAAAUUGCACGUGUACGACCUAGAUACUUUGACAUGGUCUAUUGCUGAUGUAUCUGGUAAUACCCCGCCGCCACGUGUCGGUGUCACAAUGGCUGCAGUUGGAGAAACAAUCUAUGUAUUUGGUGGAAGAGAUGUUGAACACAAAGAACUCAAUGAACUCUAUUCUUUUGACACUAAGACCAACAAUUGGGCCUUGAUUUCAAGUGGAGAUAUUGGGCCUCCUCACCGGAGCUACCACUCCACGACCGCUGAUGACCGACGUGUGUAUAUUUUUGGUGGUUGUGGAGUCGCCGGAAGGCUCAAUGAUUUAUGGGCCUUUGAUGUUGUUGAUGGCAAGUGGGUUGAAUUUCCUUCUCCUGGUGACAAUUGUAAGGGAAGAGGUGGGCCGGGCUUAAUAGUGGCUCAAGGAAAAAUAUGGGUUGUGUAUGGUUUCGCUGGAAUGGAAACGGAUGACGUACAUCGCUUUGAUCUGGCCCAUAAGACAUGGGCCCAAGUGGAAACAAGUGGGCAGAAACCAACGGCCCGCAGUGUGUUUUCCACUUGUUUGAUUGGGAAACACAUAAUUGUAUAUGGUGGGGAAAUUGACCCAAGUGAUCAAGGUCACAUGGGUGCUGGUCAAUUUUCCGGUGAAGUUUAUGCGUUAGACACUGAAACAUUAUCAUGGACAAGGUUGGACGAUAAAGUAGAAUCAGGUGGCCAUCCAGGGCCCCGUGGGUGGUGCGCAUUCGCUAGUGCUAGUCGAGGCGGCCAAGCAGGAUUAUUGGUAUAUGGUGGCAACUCUCCUAGUAAUGACAGGCUUGAUGACAUUUUCUUCCUUGCUCUUGCUCAAAGUUAGUUGUUGCAUAAAGUUAGUUGUUGCAUAAUGUGUGAUGAAUUGUAGGUGUAUGUAGUUGUGAUAAGAGGACAAUAUUGCAUGUGAACUUAGGUUUGUUUAUGUUUGUGAAUGUCCUUGUGUGUUGGAAUAAAAUGGCAACAGAUGUGUGACGAUUGUUGAAUGGAUGAUUUAGUGGCUUAGUUAUUUUUGUCUCUUGAAUUGGGCUUUCUAAUUUCAUGUUGGCUGGUUUGAAAGCUUUGUUUUUUUUGUUUAAUCUGUUUCAGCAAACAUGUUGAAGAGUAUUAAGAUUUUUUUC